CCCACAUCAAUACAAAAACCAUUCUCAUCACCAAAGCAACAAAGGAGAGAGAGAGAAGAGAUGGAGGGAAGAAGGAGAGACGAGAGAAAGAGAUAGAGGGAACACAAAAUAAAGUAGUCUCAUCAUCCCCCAUCAAACCUUGUUCUUCACACAUCUCUCUCCCUCCCUUUCUUCCUCUCUGCCCAAAACCAAAAGGUCUAUCCAUCCACCAAAGUGUGUAGGAGAAAGAAGAAAACCCAUCAAUGGAAAACUCUCCAAAACCUCAAGAGCGAGAGAACCCAUCUGCCCUAACCUCCCCAAACAGCAAUAGCAGCAACAGUAGCAGCAGUAGCAGCAGCAACAGCAAUGGAGUUCAGCUCCCUUCGACGCCAAAGCCCAUAGCCAGAUCUGAAACCAAUGCAUACCCAACAACCUUCAUCCAAGCAGACACCUCUUCCUUCAAACAAGUAGUCCAGAUGCUCACUGGGUCAUCGGAGACAGUCAAGCAAGCGUCCAAGGCCACCGUCGAUCCUUCCUCCAAGAGCGCCAUACCACCCAUCAAGACCGGCCCCAAGAAACAAGGGUUUAAGCUUUACGAGAGGAGGAACAGUCUCAAGAAUCUCAAGAUCAGUCCUUUGAUGCCUGGCUUGGUCCAGAAUUCUGGGUUCUCGCCGCGGAAGCCAGAGAUCUUGUCACCCAGUAUGCUUGAUUUUCCUUCGCUUGUCCUCAGCCCGGUUACGCCGUUGAUCCCAGACCCAUUUAACAGGUCUCCUACUCCUUGUGCCGGUAAUUCUAUCAGCACUUCUUCAGAAGAAGAGAAAGCGAUUGCAGAGAAGGGAUUUUAUUUGCAUCCAUCGCCUAUUACGACCCCGAGAGACUCAACGCCCCAACUUUUGCCGCUCUUUCCGGUUACAUCUCCGAAAGUUUCAGGUUCCUCUGCUUGAAAAGAUUUAGUUUUGUAAAACCUAUAAUGGAAUUGGUGAGGAGAGCAUUAAUGGGUCAUGAUUUUUCUGCAGAGAAAAAUAGAGGUCUUGUCCCAAUUGUACAAUUUGAUCUCAAACUUCUCUUCCCUGCUUUCUUUUCUAAUCUACUUUUCUCAUUCUCCUUUCGCUUGCUUGUCAGGGAGAUCCAUAAACAUGAGAAAAAAAAUUGUGUUUGUCUCUUUUUUC
Messenger RNA from Nelumbo nucifera (sacred lotus), 1148 nucleotides. RefSeq names its product VQ motif-containing protein 4. Lineage: Eukaryota; Viridiplantae; Streptophyta; Magnoliopsida; Proteales; Nelumbonaceae. The record is from RefSeq and is a predicted model, not a curated record.